Myotis myotis is the source of this 888-nucleotide messenger RNA. RefSeq names its product ZW10 interactor-like. The record is from RefSeq and is a predicted model, not a curated record. The transcript is spliced from 3 exons. Lineage: Eukaryota; Metazoa; Chordata; Mammalia; Chiroptera; Vespertilionidae. Gene Ontology annotation, cellular component: cytosol; kinetochore; nuclear body. Gene Ontology annotation, biological process: establishment of localization in cell; mitotic sister chromatid segregation; mitotic cell cycle checkpoint signaling. Bases 1 to 888 code for a protein of 295 amino acids.
AUGGAGGUGGUGGAGACCGAGGCCGAGGCUGCAGCCAUAGAGUCCCUGGCCCAGCUGGCAAACAUCCUGGAGCCUAUAGGCCUGCAGGAGAAGGUGGAGGUGCCUGGACAGGUCCUGGCUGAGUUUGUGAUGGAUUUCCGAAAGAAGAACAAGGUGCUCUGCAGCCAUCUUCAAGCAGUGGACUUCCUGCAGAACUUUUUGGCUCAGGAGGACAUUGUCCAGGGCCUGGACCCCUUGGCUUCUGAAGACAGGAGCCGACAGAAGGCAAUGGCAGCCAAGGAGCAAUGGAAAGAGCUGAAGGCUACCUACCAAGAACACGUGGAGGCCAUCUCAAGGGCCGUGAUCCAGGCCCUGCCCAAGAUGGAGGAGGCCGAAAGGAAGCAGGCACAGCUCCAGGAGGCCCUUGAGCAGCUCCAGGCCAAGAAGCAAGUAGCCAUGGAGAAACGCAGAACAGCCCAGAAGCAGUGGAAGCUGCAACAGGAGAAGCGUCUACAGCACUUGGCAGAAGUUUCUGCAGAGGUGAGGCAGCGUCAGGCAGGAACUCAGCAGAAGCUUGAGCAGCUUCGUCAGGAACUUGGAACCUUGAAGCAGCAAGCAGGGCAGGAGCGGGACAAGCUGCAGAGGCACCAGACCUUCCUUCAACUGCUAUACACCUUGCAGGGUAAGGUGCAACCCCCUGAGACGGAGGCAGAGCUACCACAAGACUUGGAUCUUCCUGAGGAUAAAUCCCAGCUGCUGACCCAAUCCCAGGAGCAGACCAGAGGGGAUACCGUGGGGAGAGAUGGAAGUGUGUCCUCCAAGGAUGCAGGCUCACCUGUUGGCUUCUGGAGGAACUCAAAUGAAGACAGCCUCUACAAUCUUAAACUUUGUCUCCCAAAGAGUCCUUGA